Messenger RNA from Melospiza georgiana, 10210 nucleotides. It is a transcript of the gene DNAAF9, whose product is annotated as dynein axonemal assembly factor 9. The record is from RefSeq and is a predicted model, not a curated record. The transcript has 37 exons. NCBI's taxonomy places the organism in Eukaryota, Metazoa, Chordata, Aves, Passeriformes, Passerellidae. Bases 14 to 3556 code for a protein of 1180 amino acids.
CAUCGCGGUCGCCAUGGCGCUGUGCGGCCGCUCCGCGCUCCUCCCGCCGCCCCCGCGACACCGGCCCCGGCCCCGAGCCCCGGGGCCCUUCGUCAGCUGCAGCCGCCUCCGAAAUAUUCAGACUAUUCUGACACAGAGCAGCAAAUCUCAGCCUGAUGGAAUCCUCUGCAUUUUAGGGAUAGACAGUCGAUACAAUGAAGGGUGCAGAGAGCUGGCAAAUUAUCUGCUCUUUGGUUUGUACAACCAGAACAACAAUGACUUUGAAAGGACAGGUUUUCCUGAGGAAGUUCUGGAUGAUAUAAUCAUAUUAAUAAAACCUGACAGUGUUCAUCUGUACUGCAACCCUGUGAAUUACAAUCAUCUUUUACCCUAUGUGGCACACUGGAGGAACUUGCAUUUCCACUGUCUGACUGAAAAUGAGUAUGAGGAUGAAGAAGCUGCCGAGGAAUUCAAGAUUUCCAGCUUUGUGGACAUGGUCAGGGAUUGCAGCCGCAUUGGGAUCCCCUACAGCUGCCAAGGCCACCUGCAGAUAUUUGACAUGUUCAUCGUGGAGAAGUGGCCGAUCGUGCAGGCCUUCGCGCUCGAGGGGAUCGGGGGCGACGGCUUCUUCACCAUGAAAUAUGAAUUAAUGGAUGUCAGUGCUGAUUUGUGGAAAACCUACAGCAAAAUGGAUCCUGUGUCCCUGGAGGAUUUGCUUUUUGAGGAUCUAAAGAUUUUUGAACACCAGUGGACCACCUUUUUUGCUAAUUUUGACACUGAAAUUCCCUUCAUUCUGGAACUCUCAGAAUCUCAGGCUGGGGAGCCUUUCAGAAGUUAUUUCAGCCAUGGCAUGAUCUCAAGCCAUAUAACAGAUAACAGCCCGAGCAGGCAGCCCUUUGUCCUGUUUGGCAGCCACUCCACAAAGGAAAACUUGAACACUGGGAACUUUAAUUUUCCUUCUGAAGGGCAUCUGGUCCGAAACACUGGCCCUGGUGGAAGCACUGCCAAGCACAUGGUAGUGCAGUGUGUGUCUCCAAAGGGACCUCUGGCUUGUUCAAGGACCUAUUUUUUUGGAGCCACUCACAUUCCUUUCCUGGGAAAUGACAAUGAGAUCCACAAGCAAGCUGAGCAAGUUACGCUGUUGUCGCAAAUAUAUUCUGCUGUUGUAGAGGCUGUGCUUGCUGGCAUUGAGUGCUAUGCUAAAACUUCCACUGAAUCCAAGGCAAAGGAGGUGGCAGAGCAGGUGCUGCUGUCUGUGUUAGACACCCUUGGCUUAGCACAGCUGAAAUCUGCUUUACGCUCCAAAAUUGCUUUUCAAAUCCAGGCUGUGAACAACCAUGGCAGAAUUACUCCAUUAGAUAAUGAGGACAGCCUGAGUUUGAUCAAAACGGCAUCCAUGAUGGUGUUUGACAUUCCAGACCUGCUCACAGGAAGAGGAUGCUUGGGAUCUGUUGUGUUUUCAGAGUCCUUCCUGACAUCACAAAUACAGGUCAAAGAGAAAGAUGGCAGCAUCCAUCCAGACUCCAGGCACGUUAUCCUGACUGCAGCUAUCCCAAGAUUUGCUUCUUGGCUGGUUGAAGACAGUGAUGUGAAGCUGUCUGAAAAGGCACAGCAAGUAUUAAAGGAGGACAAAUCUUUCCUUGGCACUUUACUCACUGGAGGUGAUGGAGUUUAUAUCUGUUCCAGCAAUCCACAGGCCAUGCCUGCAGAAGGCAAACUGUAUUUCUUUUCUGAUGGAAUUCUGUUCUGUGAUCCCCACCAUGGCAGCAUUUCCAUUCCCAAGAGCCACAUGAGUUCCAUUUCUCUCUAUGAUGGGGAUUCCAACAGCAUUGUUGCUGCUCUCUUUAUAGACUUCAAAAGUUCCCUACUUCCUCAUCUCCCCAUUGAAUUCCACACCCAGAACAACUUUCUGAUGAUUGCACUUUUCCCCAAAAGAAAGAUUUAUAAAGCUUUUUAUUCCCAGGUUUUCUCUUCAUGGCAUAACCAGACAAGCUCAGGAUUAUCUUUAAGGGUUGUCCCAGAAGAAUUCCUGUCUGAGGAACAAAAGAGGCUGCAUUCCAGUGUGCAGAAGCUCUUCAAUGCCUCUUUUGCUUCUGGGGAAAGAUGCAGGGAGCUGAAACUGUCUGCUGCCAUUCCAGGAUUGGAGAGGUUUGUGCAGCACUUCACAGUCAGCAGUGUCAGCACCAAGCCAGUGAUGAGGGCACAUCUUCCUGUCCUUCUCCAAGAGUCAGAAACCAUUUCUGACAGCAAAGCAGAAGGUGAUAAGGUGAUCAUCACCAUCCUCACUGGGCUGCCCGGGUGCCGUUCCAGCGAUCUCUGUUCCUUCCUUGUCACUUUUACCAAGGAGCAUGGGAGGUGGAUUGUGUAUCGGCAGACCAUGGACAGCCCGCAGUGCUUCAGUGCCUCCCACUUCCAGCGCUUCCUGGCCGGGCUCCUGGAGGCCCAGCAGAACCUUGGGGUCCAUCAGCCCACCCUGAAGAGCACUGGGAAGCCCUCUGGGAAGAACAACAGGCUCCUGGUGGUGCUGCAAGGGUACACUGAUGUUAUUGAUGUUGUGCAAGCUCUGCAGACUCACCCUGACCCAGAGGUGAAAUCUUCUUUCAUCAUUGGAACAAUCAACACCUGUGUGGAGCCUCUGAGCUGCUACAUGGAACACAGGCUUCUUUUUCCCAAGUUCUUGGACCAAUGUUCACAAGGACUGGUGAGUAAUGUGGUUUUCACAAGUCAUGCCACAGAGCAGAGGCAUCCACUGCUGGUGCAGCUGCAGAGCCUGAUCAGAGCAGCAAAUCCUGGAGUUUCCUUCAUCCUGGCAGAAAACGGGAUUGUAACAAGGAAUGAGGAUAUUGAACUAAUUCUCUCAGAAAGCAGUUUUUCAAGUCCUCAGAUGAUGAGAGCUCGAUAUUUAAUGUACCCUGGCUGGUAUGAGGGCAGGUAUGGGGCUGGGCCUGUGUUCCCUCCCAUGGUUCAGAUCUGUGUGUGGUUCAGCCGCCCUCUGGAGAAAACAAGAUUUGUCACCAAAUGCAAAGCAAUUAAGUCGUUGCUCAAGCCAAGUCCUUUUUCUGGAAACAUUUAUCACAUCAUGGGCAAAGUGAAGUUUUCAGAUGCUGAUAAAGUCAUUGAAGUGUGUCACAACACAGCAGCAAAUUCCCUCAGCCUGGUGCCUGUUCCAGAGGGGCCAACUCCUCCUGAUUCCAGAAAUGAUCCCAGAGACUGCAGCAGUCAACAGGAAUAUUUCCUUGUGUUCAUUGGCUGCUCCCUGAAGGAAGAGGAUAUCAAAGAUUGGCUCAGAGAAACUGCAAAACAGAAACCUCAGAGGAAAGCCCUGAAAACCAGAGGAAUGUUAACCCUUCAGGAAAUCAAAAACAUCCAUGUGAAACGCCACUUGGAUCCACUCCCAGCUGGUUAUUUUUACAAUGGGACUCAAUUUGUGAAUUUUUUUGGUGACAAAAUGGAUUAUCAUCCAUUAAUGGACCAGUUCAUGAAUGAUUACUUGGAAGAAGCCAACAGGGAAAUUGAGAAGUACAACAGGGAGCUGGAGGAGCAGGAGUACCACGACCUCUUUGAGCAGAAGAUUUAAGCGCGUGGAUCCUGAGUGUUCCUGUCCUUGUGUCAGGAACUAAAAAUGCUCUUUUGUCCUUCUGGCUCACAAGAAAUCAAGUGAAAUGUUUGUUUUCAGCACUCCUUCCCAAACUAAGGGAUUGUUCCCCUGAGGUUGGCAUUUAACAUGGUAACUGCUUAGCUGUUUGUACUGUCAGGAUUGCUUCCACUUCACCUUAAUUCCAGACUGUCCAAAGCAUCACCUGGAAUCUCUGGCUUGUGGUGGAAACGUGGGAAAAAGAAGAAGAAGGAGGAGAAAAGAAGCAAAACUGGAUUUAUUUCCUAAAACAAGGUCAGAAUGUAAUUGUGGAAUUGGGCCAUGGUGCAGAUAUCAAACAAUCCCUGGGUGUCCCUUGGAAAUCGUUGCACAGGAGCAUUGAUGGUCAGGGGGGAGCUCAGGGUGUGGGAUUGGGGUUCCCAAAGCGAGAAAUGGGGGAACAGACUCGGAAGAGUCCCCAAUCCCAGAACUCUUUGGGUGUUCCUGAAGCAAAAAAUGGAGGAAUAAUUAAAAAAAGUAAGAGAGUCCCUAAUGCCACAGCUGCUGGGAUGUUCCCAAAGCGAGAAAUGGGGGAACAAGGGGAACAACUCAGAAAAAUCCCUAAUUCCACAGCUCUUGGUGUGUUCCCAAAGCGAGAAAUGGGGGAACAAGGGGAACAACUCAGAAAAAUCCCUAAUCCCACAGCUCUUGAUGUGUUCCCAAAGUGAGAAAUGGGGGAACAAGGGGAACAACUCAGAAAAAUCCCUAAUCCCACAGCUCUUGGUGUGUUCCCAAAGCGAGAAAUGGGGGAACAAUGGGAAAAACUCAGAAUUGAGUCCCUAAUCAACAUCUGUUGGGAUGUUCCCAAAGCGACAAAUGGGGGAACAGUGGGGAAAACUCAGAACUAAUCCCUAAUCAGUCCCUAAUCAGCAACUGUUUGGGUGUUCUCAAAGUGAGAAAUGGGGGAACACUUUCUCAGAGUCCCUAAUCCCACAGCUCUUGGUGUGUUCCCAAAGCGAGAAAUGGGGGAACAAUGGGAAAAAUUCGGAAUUGAGUCUCUAAUGCCAGAGCUGUUGGUGUGUUCCCAAAGCAAGAAAUGGGAGAAUGAUUCAAAACUUGGAAUCCCUGAAUCUGCAGCUCUUGGGAUGUUCCCAAAGUGAGAAAUGAGGGAACAUUGGGAAGAACUCAGAAUUGAGUCCCUAAUGCCAGAGCUGUCAGAGCAUUCCCAAAGCGAGAAAUGGGGGAAUGGGAAAGGCUUGGAUGAGCACCUCAUCCCACAGUUGUUAGGAUGUUCCCAAAGUGACAGAUGGGGGAACAAUGGGAAAAACUCAGAAUUGAGUCCCCAAUCCCACAGCUCUUGGUGUGUUCCCAAAGCGAGAAAUGGGGGAGUAACAGUGGGGAUAACUCUGAAAAGCCCCUGAUCCCAGAGCUGUUGGUGUGUUCCUAAAGCAAGAAAUGGGAGAAUGAUUCAAAACUUGGAAUCCCUGAAUCUGCAGCUCUUAGGACGUUCCCAAAGCGAGAAAUGGGGGAACAUUGGGAAAACUCAGAAUUGAGUCCCUAAUCCCACAGUUUUCAGAGGAUUCCCAAAGCGAGAAAUGGGGGAACAAUGGGAAAAAUUCGGAAUUGAGUCUCUAAUUCCAGAGCUGUUGUUGUGUACCCAAAGCAAGAAAUGGGAGAAUGAUUAAAAGACUUAGAAUCCCUGAAUCUGCAGCUCUUAGGAUGUUCCCAAAGCGAGAAAUGGGGGAACAUUGGGAAAAACUCAGAACUGAGUCCCUAAUCCCAGAGGUGUCAGAGAGUUCCCAAAGCGAGAAAUGGGGGAAUAGUGGGAAAAACUCAGAACUGAGUCCCUAAUCAGCAAUUAUUGGGGUGUUCCCAAAGCAAGAAAUGGGGGAACACUUUCUCAGAGUCCCUAAUCCCACAGCUCUUGGUGUGUUCCCAAAGGAAGAAAUGGGGGAACAGUGGGGAUAACUCAAGAGCCCCUGAUCCCAGAGUUGUUGGUGUGUUCCCAAAACAAGAAAUUGUAGAAUGAUUAAAAAAUUUAGAAUCCCUGAAUCUGCAGUUGUUGGGAUGUUCCCAAAGCGAGAAAUGGGGGAACACUGGGAGAAACUCAGAACUGAGUCCCUAAUCCCAGAGCUGUCAGAGCAUUCCCAAAGCGAGAAAUGGGGGAACAAUGGGAAAAAUUCAGAAUUGAGUCCCUAAUGCCAGAGCUGUUUGUGUGUUCCCAAACUGAGAAAUGGAGGAACACUUUCUCUGAGUCCUUAAUCCCAGAGCUGUCAGGGCAAGCCCAAAGGGAAAAUUGUGGAAACAGUGGGAACAACUCAAAAAAGUCCCUAAUCCCAGAGCUGUCAGGGUGUUCCCAGAGCGAAAAAUGGGGGAACAGUGGGGAAAACUCAGAACUGAGUCCCUAAUCUCACAGUUUCUGGAGCAUUCCCAAAGUGAAAAAUGUGGAAACAGUGGGAACAACUCAAUAAAGUCCCUAAUCCCAGAGCUGUCAGGGUGUUCCCAAAGCAAGAAAUGGGGGAACAAUGAGAAGAACUCAGAAAUGAGUCCCUGGUCCCAGAGCUUUCAGAGAGUUCCCAAAGUGAGAAAUAGGGGAACAAUGGGAAAAACUCAGAUGGGCACCCAAUCCCACAGCUCUUGGUGUGUUCCCAAAGCAAGAAAUGGGAGAAUGAUCAAAAAAUUUAGAAUCCCUGAAUCUGCAGCUCUUGGGAUGUUCCCAAAGCGAGAAAUGGGGGAACAAUGGGAAGAACUCAGAACUGAGUCCCUAAUCCCAGAGCUGUCAGAGCAAUCCCAAAGGGAAAAUUGUGGAAACAGUGGGAAGAACUCAGUAAAGUCCCUAAUCCCAGAGCUAUUGGGGUGUUCCCAAAGCAAGAAAUGGGGGAACAGUGGGGAAAACUCAGAAUUGAGUCCCUGAUCCCACAGCCGUUGUUGGGUUCCCAGAGCAAGAAAUGGGGGAACACUUUCCAGAGUCCUCAAUCCCAGUGCUGUCAGGGCAAUCCCAAAGGGAAAACUGUGGAAAUAGUGGGAAGAACUCAGUAAAGUCCCUAAUCCCAGAGCUGUCAGGGUGUUCCCAAAGAGAGGGAUGAGGGAACCCUCCCACCCCCACCUUUGCCAGGGCUCAGCCCAUCUCAAACCUCAGCACAGUUUGAGUCUGCACUCGAAAUUCUGACUUUAAAGAAAAGCUAUUUAUACAUUUCAGGGUGAAAUCAGUGGAGAAAUCUUUAAUUUCUUCCCAGUGCUCUCAUUGGGAUUCUUGAAAAUAUUUCCUGGCUGGCUGCAAUGUGCACCUUGCUUAGAUUAUCCCUGGAGGAUUCCUAUUGCAGUCCUAAAAAUGAGGCAAGGCAAGGCAAGGAGGAGAUUCUUCAGCUGAAGAAUUCCUUUUCAUGAAGAUAAAUGAUUUCCAAAGGUAAAAAAUAGCAAAGGAUGUUACUUGAAAGAGGCAGGAACUUGUUUGUGGAGCUUCCAGAAGAGUUUGCACGCUGUAACAUUUCCCUGUGCUGGUGAGAAAUCAGCUUUUUAAAUACUUGCAACAGAAUUUUUAUAGUUCCUAAAUGAUAGAACAGGAAUGCUGGCAGCCUGUCCUGACUUAAUUCAGUAUCAUUUUAAAGGAGGCUUUAUAAAUCCCUGCCUGAAGGAUUCUAAAGUACCUUAGCAGCUACUUACAGGUAAUUAUUGGAGUUUAUUUGAAUAAGCAGAUUAUUGUAGCAUGCAUGUGUUCAGAAUUUAGGCGAGAGCAGCCCAGCAGGAAUUUUUUAUUUUCAUAUUCCUUUGCCUUAGGGACAGCUCAAUCGUUUACUGCAACUGCAGCUUUUCUUUCUGACCAGAUGUUUGUGAUACAGCAAGAAAUGGAAUGAAAAAUCUCUUGCAGGACACUUAAAAUAAUUCAAAUGUAUCUGCACAGCCUCAUCCUGAGGCAGGAAAAUGAGAUUUAACCCCUGCCAUCAAACUUGAGGCUAAAUUAGAGUUUAUACUUUGCUAAGAGAUGUAUUUUUUACCUUUGGAAUAUGAAAUAAGUGAAAUUUCAGUAACCUGAAGCACAUUUUAGAUGGUUUUGGUCUCCAUUGCUGGAUGCCUGUCCUGUGAGUGUUGCACAGUGCAGAGGUGGAAUUCCAGGUGCUGCAGGCUGGGAUAGAAAUAUUGAUAAGGUUUCAUUCCUUGCUUUCCUCCUAGAUUUAAAAACUGUCUGAAUUGAAGACUUUAGUAUUUUAUUUUUAUUUUUUUUUUUGCACACCACGAGACUUUAUAUAAAAACUACUUGUAUCCUGUUAGAGGCCAGUAAAAGCCAGCAAUUAGUUUGUGUUUUUAGGCUUUCCUGGGGUAUUCCCUGGAUCACAAGUGUGGAGCAUCCUGAUAAAGCUCGUGAGUUUUAUCUAUGCAUGGCUAAAUUUUAGUCUUAAUAUCCUGUAGUGCCUGUAGAGCAAAGGUAGCUAGCAGUGGGUUUGGGGGGGCUGCCAGGGGUUUACAACUAAAUCCAGUUGGUUGCAUGAAAUGAUUUCUUUCACAGUCCAGAAUUUUUUAGGAAUCCCAAAAUUCUGGUGGUGGUGGGGCUGCAAUAAAAAGGGGCAUUAGGAAAUGGAGCUCCAAUUGGAAUUGUUUUGCCAAUGAACUCAGUGUAAACCCAGCUGUUCCAGUCCCAGUUCUCUCACCUGCAAAGCCAUAUUUUUAGAGUAGUGGGAUGUGAUGUGGGAAGAAAUUGCAGUGGUUGGGACAGCAGGCACGUGCUGGAGGCUUUGUCUCAACUCCUGAGUGGAUACAGAGUAGAUUUAAGUGCAAUUGAUUGAAAAUAGAUGAAGAUGCUGUAGCUGAUUUUUGCUCUGCUGAACUCUUUUUAAGAACUCCAAUUUGUGCAGCUCUCAAAUCAAUAUGGAUGUGGGGCUUGAUCCAGCUGGAAUUCCAAGCCCUGUGAAACAAAAAUAAAAGGAAAUAAUUGGGUUGUGAGUGUGCAAAUUGAGAUGUUCCUUAAAAACUGGAGCAGGAGAGCUCGGAACAAAGGCCUAGAACCCUCCUGUGCUGUGCUGCAUGUGCUCUAUGGUCAUAGCUGUGUAUUACAAAGACCUUUCACCAGACUGGUACUGGCUCAAUUCAUGUAUUUUGGUAUUGAAAGAAAUUGAUUACCUCAAUUUUUAUCAUUUAUUUUUAAACUGUGACUUUCAACUGUUCAACCAGAACAAAAUAAAAAGAAAAAAAAGUAAAUAAAAAUACCGAAAUAGUGAAACUGUGACAAUGGUAUCCUUUAAAUGUAGUAGUGCCUUGCAGAUGACACCAUUUAUUCCCCAAAUAAAUGGAUGUCAGGGGUUGCACCACCCCUUUCUUUUUUUUUUUAAAGGAAAAUAACGGUUUUGGUGAAAGGACUUAAAAAAAUUUAAAUUUAACCUAGUGACAAAUAUUAGCACAAAUGGUUAAACUGUUUAAAAGAAAACUCUUUGAGGACUGAAAUGCCUGAUGCUGCUGCUGCUGUUGAAGAGCAGUUGCUGAUUUUUUGGGAGUCAAUUCUAACAAUCAGCAGUGCUUUUUGAAUUUAUUAUUUUCUUUUUUUUUUAAGAAGAGUGUAACUUUUGUACUCUGGUCAGAGCUGUUUGUACUGUAUGGAAUCCCCAGCCUAGGGGAUUUGGUGUCCUCACUCCUUGGAAGUCAAGGUGAGGAUGAAACUCGAGGUUUGAACAAUUUUUUCUACUGUAUAAUUAAAAAAAAAAAACAACAAAAAAAAGCACCAUUUCUAACCCACUGAUGUUUGGAUACAGCAAAAGUGCCAUUACACCUUUCCUUUUCUCUUUUAUUGUACUUGGAAAAAUUUGUGUCCAGGCAUUCCUGAGCUUGGGAAGUGCUGAAGAGUCCUCAAGGGGUUUCCACGCUUUGCUGACCUUUGUUAGCAGCUUGUGGUGGUGUUUUUUAAUUUCUCCUCACCGAGAAUGAGUGUGAUCAGAAGUUACUGAAGUUAUAGGAUUCAAAUGUGACAAACUUAGCAGGGGAACCUUUGCAACUUGAGCUGCUCUGCAAUCUGGGAGUAUAUUUGAAUUUGAAGCUGUGCAAUUUGGGAUUAAUCCAGUUUUACACUUUGCAAUUAACACACCGGAUUGCAGGGAGGGUUGCAUGUGAGGGUUCCCUAAUAAGUUGAAUUUUUUUUUUAAUUAUUGUUAUUUUUUAAUUGAAACUUGUCUGAAUUUGCACAGAUUUAAGCUCUGGAAUACUUUGGUAUUCUUGAAAAGGGAAAAAAAAAAUUGUGACUAGUAUAGUGAAUUGUGAACUGUGAGUUGGUAGAACCACAAGGUUGAUCUAAUCUUAGGUUGUUAAAAAUGUACCUCAGAAAGCUCGUGAGAAAUUGCUUCAUUUUUACCCAACAGCCAGAUCCUGGUGUAACACUUCUCACUUUUCAAUGUGCCAAAAUUCACUUUUAUACUAGUUCUCAAUGCUUUAAUAUUUGCAAGUCUAAGUGAAAAACGUGUUAUUUACAAACACUACUGUAACUUCAGUUCAGCUGAAUGGUGUGAUUGAAGCUUUUUGCCUCUCGUAUUUAUUACACAACUUGAUUCAGUAAAUAUAAAAUUACCUUUCCAUUUAUUUUUGUAUUGUUUUACAUGUUUAUACCUGCAGUUUGUGUGACUUUUACACCUGUAACUCAGAUGUGAUGGAAAGAACCAAUAAACAGUAUCCAUCCAC